AUGCUGCAGAGAUGUAGGGGAAAACUGAACAAAAAGGGGAAUGCGCAAGCAAUACUUCACAUCCAAAAGGCCGCCAGCAUUACCGUGCUGGCCCAGUUGGUGGCGCCGCCGAUGAUGCCCGACUACCUCGCGCGCGGCAGUUAUGGCGGCAAGCUCACUGGGCUCUCGGCCAGCCACCAGUCAGCGUUCACGCAGCGCUCGCUCGAAUCGGCCGCCUACGAACACGAUUUGAUGCCGUUGGGUGCUGUGCACGCGCAACGCUCGUCCGAGUUUUCCGCGGCCAGCGCCAGCUUCCUCGGCGGAAGGGCCAAGCCGGGCAUACCCAUCGGAGGGUUUGUCAGCACGCUCGGCCGGGUUUGUUUCGUGUACGGCCGGUGUUAUGAAUACCUGCGCGCGCGAGGGUGCACCAAUCUGUGCCAAACGCAUCGGUGUCUGUGGCGCAUCAUCCGCGACGCCAAGCGCUGCCACGAUCGCCUGCGGGCCUACUAUCCGAGGCUCGUGCCCGUUUUCGACCGGACGAUCGACAUCGCGAUCCAACGGAGCCGUUGGGACGCCGCAUCCGAUCCGACAAUCUGCGACGGCGAGAUCCCCAUCGAAGGGUACUCGUUCAAGACCGUGCCUCUGGCAGUCUUAUGCCGCGGAUCACCCCUAUGCCUUUCUCGGCCGUUGGAUCUCGUGUAA
This is a messenger RNA of Acanthamoeba castellanii str. Neff, 681 nucleotides long. RefSeq lists its product as uncharacterized. Lineage: Eukaryota; Discosea; Longamoebia; Acanthamoebidae. The record is from RefSeq and is a predicted model, not a curated record. Bases 1 to 681 code for a protein of 226 amino acids. The transcript has 3 exons.